GAGAGUGAUUUGGGCUCAUUCAGCUCAGCAGAUCUGAAGGAAAUGUCGUCUCAUCAGUUGAUUGAGUUCCUGGCAUUGUUGCUUCUGGAGGCUCCUCUUCCAGUGUCGCAUGUCCAGCGAAUGCAGCAAGUGUAUGACUUCAAUGCUAUAAACAAUUCUGAAAUAAGAUUCAGGUGGCUGCGCCUCUGUAUCAAGUCCAAGUGGGAAGAAGCUAUUCCUCUGGCUCUAAAAAUGGCAACAGACCAGGGCAGGAUGAAGUUUACUCGACCCUUGUUCAGGGACCUUUACAGUUUUGACAAGUGUCGAGAUCUGGCUGUGAAGACAUUUUUGGAGCAUAGAGCUUCUAUGCACCCAGUCACUUCAAUGCUUGUGGGCAAAGACUUGAAACAGGAUCAGUGACAAAUUUACCAAUUCCUUUGAAAUACUGUUGUUGCUGAAAGAAGAGACUGAUUCCACAAAUGGAUGAUAUAUGUGCUUGGUUAUGCCAUAAAAUGCUCUGCUGCUUUCAUACUAAUU
Molecule: messenger RNA, 516 nt
Organism: Apaloderma vittatum (bar-tailed trogon)
Lineage: Eukaryota; Metazoa; Chordata; Aves; Trogoniformes; Trogonidae
Gene: LTA4H
Product: leukotriene A4 hydrolase
Exons: 4
Coding region: 43-399 (118 amino acids)
Biological process (GO): peptide catabolic process; leukotriene biosynthetic process
Cellular component (GO): nucleus; cytosol
Molecular function (GO): aminopeptidase activity; zinc ion binding; leukotriene-A4 hydrolase activity
Source: RefSeq, a predicted model, not a curated record